Messenger RNA from Bolinopsis microptera, 2289 nucleotides. RefSeq names its product putative transporter svop-1. Gene Ontology annotation, biological process: transmembrane transport. Gene Ontology annotation, cellular component: membrane. Gene Ontology annotation, molecular function: transmembrane transporter activity. The record is from RefSeq and is a predicted model, not a curated record. Lineage: Eukaryota; Metazoa; Ctenophora; Tentaculata; Lobata; Bolinopsidae. The transcript is spliced from 3 exons. Bases 8 to 1342 code for a protein of 444 amino acids.
UAAUAUAAUGGGAGAAAGCUCAGACGAACAAAGUGAUCUUCUCCAAAAGACGGACGAUACUUGGACAAGAAAGGAUGGGACAAGAAAGGAUUGGACAAGAAAGGAUUGGAUUCUUCUUUUCUUGGGACUGCUCAUCAAUGUCGGGGAUGGCAUUGAGAUAUAUUUACCAGGUGUUUUAACACAAUAUGUGGCCUGCGAAAUUGGAGUUAAUGAUUGGCAGGAAGGAAUUUUGGGCUGCAUUCUUUAUUUAACAAUGGGGAUUACUACCUUUGCUGCAGCUCCCUUAUCUACUCGAUUCGGCCGACGAGAAACCAUCCUCCUGUCCCUCUACGGUAGUAUAGUGAGCACCAUCGUCUGUUCUGUGGCGGGGAACUACCUGACUCUCCUACUCUCAAGGGCCCUCAUCGGCUUCACUGUGGGAUUAAACAUUUCUGUCACCUACGUGUUUCAGGCCGAGAAAGCUAGCAGUAAGAAGAUUGUGAAUACUUUGAUACUGGUUAGCAGCUUAGGUUACUCUGUAGGCAGUAUCUGGAUUCCAGUUAUCGCGUAUUUCAGUCUAGAUCUGCUCGGCUGGAGAACUUUCCUGCUUAUCGCCUCUCUUCCAAUUUUCAUUCCUCCAAUUUUGAUCCUUCACAUUUUCUUAAAAGACAGCUCCAAUUUGGAAACGAUCACCCAAGCAGAACCAACUGAAAGUGGAGAAGUAGAAGCAGAACCAACUGAAGAUGGAGAAGUAGAAGCUGUGGAGGUACCAAAUUUCAAAAUGAGACUAUUUAAACUGUGCUUUUUUGCCAUCAUUAAUAGCUACCAAGGCUGGGGGACUAUUCUACUCUUACCUUCAUUGAUACGACUUUUCAACGUUAAAGAAGUUGGAGGAGAAGGUACCAACUGUGAAACAGUCACUCAAGGAAAUCAAUUCUUCCUCCUAGCAUUUGUCGCGGGAGCAGCAGGACUAGGAAGAAUUGCAUCCCCGAUCAUCAGGAAGAAGAUUAGAUUUAGAAUUUUGUACACCUCGCUUGCCGUGCUAAUUUUAGCCAGCUACACGAUGUUGCUGCUUAUCGAAGAAAACCUAAUCGUUAUUGUGGUCACGACAUUUUUAGGGAAGUUGGUAUACGGGAUGAUCUCGAUGGAAAAGAAUUACAUAAGCUACGACGUUCGAUAUUUCGGAAAAAAUGGGAUGGCUAUUGGAUCUGGCUUAAUGCAAGGUGCAGGUUCGAUGGCAGCGGUAGCAGGCACCGCUUUGGUUUCUUUUGCUUCACCUCAAAUUGCUAUCAUCGCUGGCUUGGUGCUAAGUGUUGUUCAGAUCUUAGUAGUAAAUUCUAUGGAAGAGCAAGACCAGUGGUAACCAAACCGGAAACUUUGGAAAUCCGAUUUAAAACUAAGGGCAGCCUUUAUAAUUACAUUGGCAUUGCGAUGGUAGAAAAAACAGUGGAUCGACUUCGACACAGCGAAUUAUUAAAGACAACAACAUUUCAAUUUCAUGCAUGAUAUAAGUGAUAAAUUUGUAAGUAUUUUUAACUCUUCAACUACAUUGUAUUGAUGUUCUAAAUAACUUAAGGGUCGUUCACAUAUUACGUAAUCAAUAUUUUAGCACUUUUCUCAUACAUGAGCAGUAUGAAAAACAUGGAACGCCUCAUUUCUCAUAAAAUCUCGGAACAAGCAGCAGCUAAUUUUUAAAAGGCCUAACUCAAGAUUCCACCCCAAAAUUAAAGUCAUCAGGCGAUCCUACGAUGAUUCUGGAAAUUUCAUGAAAAAAUGUUGAAAUAUUGAGUUGUAUUGUUUUGAGCGCAAUCAGUUGCGUAAAUAUCGCGAACUGAGAUAUGGGCGAUUUUGUUCAUUUUUUGCGAGUAUUUGUCAUUUGAACACGAUUCAUAUUAGACCAAUUUAUGGGCCAAAUCGAUCAAAUUUGGUGCGUAUGCCCAAAUAUGGGCAUAUAGUUUUUAGCUUAUAAAAUUCAUGUACGAGUUCAGGGGACCAAUUAUUAAUUAAUUAAUUAAAUAGCUAGAAGUAGAGCACCUAAAAUCUGGGUUUUGGGUUUGUUCAUGGUAUUUGGCUAAAUUGGGCCUAAUUUGGUCCAAAUAUGGGCGUGGCAGCCCCGCGGGCCGUGUUGGGCAGUUGGAGUCCGAGACCCCCUUUAAAGUUCUCCCCUAAAAUUCGGUCACCGGUCCUAGUUUGUUGGUCUAUCUCUAUUUAUGUAAACUUUUAGCUUUGUAAUUUUAAUUUUAGUUCCUACCUCAGUUGUCACUGAUGAUAUCAUGGUUUUGUAUCAUGAUUGAAACAUUUGUCUGACUC